Bursaphelenchus okinawaensis is the source of this 1152-nucleotide messenger RNA. NCBI's taxonomy places the organism in Eukaryota, Metazoa, Nematoda, Chromadorea, Rhabditida, Aphelenchoididae. The record is from the annotation of a GenBank genome assembly.
AUGGCUCGUCGCGGAGAAUUGUUGGAUGCCAAGAUUUACGUUGGUGGCUUACCCGAAGAUGCCACUACACAAGAGAUUGAAGAUGCUUUCCAUCGUUUUGGCCGAAUUCGCAAAGUUUGGGUAGCUCGUCGUCCACCAGGCUUCGCUUUCGUUGAAUUCGAAGAUACCCGAGAUGCGGAAGAUGCUGUUAGAGCGCUGGAUGGAAGGUAAGUUAUACUUACUAUUUUUUACAAAAUUUUAGUCGAAUUUGUGGUGUCAAAGCAAGAGUUGAGUUGUCUCACGGACGUAGAAGAAAUGGAGGUCGUGGAGGACCACCUGGACGUGGUGGUGGUGGUAGCGGUGGACGGUAAGUAUUUUUUUAAUUGAUGAUACUUUAUUGUCUUCCAUGUUAUGUUUGGAAGAUUACAAAGUGUGCAGAUAAAAACGAAUGAUUUAUUAAUUCAGUCUACUACUUCGUCUUUGGUAGUUAAUUUUGGUUAAAACUUUUAGUCGUUUCGACGGUCUAUCAUCGCCUUCAAUCUUCUUUCUAAGCCGACCCGUCAUAUGAACAGUUUUUUGUUCAUAACAACAUGCUUUGCUAAUGCACAGAACUAUCAUCAUAACUGGUGCAGCAGCAUGCGCUCCUCUCGUCACCAGCGUUUACCCUCAUCUGAUUCUGAAACGUGUUGAAUCUAGUUUUGUAGACCUUUAAUAAGCGAUCGAACUGGCGUUCAACACGUUUAGGAUCAUGUCUAAAACGGACUUCUGCGCAUCUUAUGAGUACAGUACGCCUGCUCUCAUUAGCACCUAUCUCCUGACUGCAUCCUAACAUCCUGCCUUCACUAUUCCUUACGUUUUCAUCCAACAUCUUCACCUAACGUUCGGAUACACUCAUUUUUUCAUCUUUUGUGUUGUGGUAAGACAACUAUACUAUUAAAAGCUGGUGCGCUAAACUUCAAGGUGUUAAUAGGUAAUUAAGGUAGUCAUCACUGACUUUUUGAACUUUUUUUUAAUUAAUGUAUUGGUAAAUUAUAUUAACAUAAACCUUUUAGCUAUCGCAGUCGUUCGCCAGCUGGAGGACGUGGCCGUUCUAGGUCUAGAUCACCGCGUUACGAUGACAGACGUCGUUCUCCGCGCAGGUCUUACUCGAGAAGCCGCUCCCGCUCUCGUUAA